Molecule: messenger RNA, 2101 nt
Organism: Phyllopteryx taeniolatus (common seadragon)
Lineage: Eukaryota; Metazoa; Chordata; Actinopteri; Syngnathiformes; Syngnathidae
Gene: gtf2e1
Product: general transcription factor IIE, polypeptide 1, alpha
Exons: 6
Coding region: 297-1640 (447 amino acids)
Biological process (GO): transcription open complex formation at RNA polymerase II promoter; transcription initiation at RNA polymerase II promoter
Cellular component (GO): transcription factor TFIIE complex
Source: RefSeq, a predicted model, not a curated record
AUUUGUGAGCUGUCCUCUCAACAUUAUGCCUUCUUAUUGGCUAAAUAUGUCCUCGUCUGCCAAUUGUAAUUAGAGAAAAAACGUUUUGUUCCGGUUUGGGUUUUCUUUCCGGAGUGGCUGCUCAAAUUUAGCCAGGGAGCAUGUUAGCAAAUUUAGCUGGUGACAAACCUAAAACUUAUUGAUUUCCGUGUUUAAUUCCAACGAUGUUUUGUUUUCUCUGAAAAGCUGAAAAGUGAGGAAGGUGGCAGAGGAAAGAUUUAGUGUCCCUUCAGAGUUUAGAGGAGAAGCAGCACAAGAUGAUAGAACCAGAACUCUUGACCGAGGUACCCGCUUCACUAAAGCGUCUUGCCAAGAUGGUGGUGAGGGGUUUCUACGGGGUGGAGCAUGCCUUGGCCCUGGAUGUGCUCAUUCGCAACCCGUGCGUCCGCGAGGAGGACAUGCUGGAGCUUCUCAAGUUUGACCGGAAACAACUGCGCUCCGUACUCAACACGCUGAAAGCUGACAAGUUUGUCAAGUGUCGUAUGAGAGUGGAGACGGCCCCUGACGGCAAGACGACUCGACAUAACUACUAUUUUAUCAAUUACAGGGUCCUGGUAAACGUGGUCAAGUACAAACUGGAUCACAUGAGACGUCGUAUAGAGACUGAUGAACGUGACUCCACCAAUCGUGCCUCGUUCCGGUGUCCCUGCUGCUUCUCCACUUUCACUGAUCUAGAAGCCAAUCAGCUGUUUGACCCCAUGACAGGUACAUUCCGUUGCACAUUCUGUCAGACGGAGGUAGAAGAGGAUGAAUCUGUGUGUCCUGAUGCCAGGACACUGGUGGCACGAUUUAACGAGCAGAUUGAGCCCAUCUAUGUGCUACUACGUGAGACAGAGGAUGUGAACUUGUCUCAUGAUCUGCUGGAGCCCGAGCCCACAGAAAUCCCCGCCCUCAAGCAGAGCCGGGAACGUAAUGCGGCGGCAGCAGGAAAUGCUGCGGGUGGCGCACACCGGGAAGCCUGGUCCAACAAAGGCUCAUCCUACGCUGACCUUUACACCCAGAAUGUUGUCAUCAAUAUGGAGGAGCAGGACGACCUACAGAAGCAAGCAAGUGAGGGUACAGCAUCUAAGGAGAGGCCCGUCUGGUUGACCCAGAGCACAGUGCAGGGUGCUUACAGCGAGACUGACAUGCUGAAGAACCGGGGAGACACUGCAACCAGGAUCCAGGAUGGAGCAAGUCAUCCCGGAACUGGCCAGGCUGAUGAAAAUGAGGAGGUGAUGCGAGCCCUGCUCAUCCAUGAGAAGCGAGCUGUGGCAGGACCCGGUGGAGGCGGAGCCAACGCUGCCGCCAGGGGGCUGGUGUCUGCCUCGGCCAAUGCCAGCGACUCGGAGAGCGACACCAGUGAAUCCGACGAAGAGGUGCCGUCUGCUCCUCCCCUUCAUGUAGCUGCUGCUGGUCCUCGGCGGGUUGCAGAGGAGGAAGAGGAGGAUGACGACGAUUUUGAGGAGGUGGGAGAUGAGCCGACGGUGACGGUGGGAGGCCGGCCGUUCUCUUAUGGGGAAGUGAGCCAGAGGCCAGAGCUGGUAGAGCAGAUGUCUGCACAGGAGAAGGAAGCCUACAUUGAAAUGGGGCAAAAACUCUUCCAAGACAUGUACUUUUGAAUACACACACUUAAACAUAUUUUUUACAUUUCCCUUUACCCUGCUGCCACUUUUUACUCGUCGCCUGGACGCACUUGUGGAGACACUUAUCAAGAUGCUGCUUACCAAGUAAUUCAAGCACACUUGCUUUGUCAGUGUUGCCUCAGAGGUCACUCUGUGUAUAGUAUUCAUUCCCAAGUAUGUUCUACAUCUUGCAAGCUAGCUAUCUGCAUUUUGUGCCAAUGUGUUUUUCUUUACCUGGUAGGUUAAACAGCUGUUGAGAACCAGUGGUCUUUUUUUCAUGAAAAAGAGAGAUUUUUAAUUAAUACAGCUGUUUACAUGAAGACAAAAAUCUGUCUCAACUUUAUUGUCAUCUCUACAUGGUGGGGCUGUGAAGAGUGAAUCCUGUAUAGUAUAUAUAGUAUGUAGUGCACCUAAAGGCUCAAGUGAUUGCUCAAUAAAAAGAGCAAUGUGUUGUGACA